Morone saxatilis (striped sea-bass) is the source of this 2163-nucleotide messenger RNA. RefSeq names its product fuzzy planar cell polarity protein (gene fuz). Gene Ontology annotation, biological process: vesicle-mediated transport; non-motile cilium assembly. The record is from RefSeq and is a predicted model, not a curated record. Lineage: Eukaryota; Metazoa; Chordata; Actinopteri; Moronidae. The coding region runs from base 339 to 1631 and encodes 430 amino acids. The transcript has a single exon.
GUUUUGUUAACAUGUUAAACACAGUUAGGUAACUAAGGUGCGUGGAUGUGUGUGAGCUCCAGCCAUGAUAUAUAUAAAUAUAUAUAUAUAUAUAAAUAUAAAUAUAUAUGAAUAACGCUUGCUUUGCUGCAUGCUAUCGUUUGUCUCGUUUGUACCCGGUUCAUGGUUUAACGCUAACAAGAUGCUAACAGCUAACGGAGGCGCUCACCAUCACUGAUGUAAUAAGUUCACGUUUUUGAGUUGAAGUAGCGAAUAAUUUAGUUUAAAAAAAAAAGCUUCAAGAAGAACUCUGCGGCUGAGAGAGGUGUGAACCACAGGCAGCUCGUUAAGCCCCCACCAUGAUGCUCCAGGACGGCUCAACGCAGCUCCUCUGCCUCACCGCCAGCAGCGGGGUUCCGCUUUUCACCAGAGGAGUCUCCAAGCAGCUGCCUUUCUCCGUCAUCGGCUCCCUGAACGGCGUCCACAUGUUCGGGGGUGGCCAGGGAGCAGCGCUGUCCUCCUGCGAGACUGAGGGCGGCGGGAAGGUGGUGUGGAGGGUGUUUGAGGACAGCGUGAUGCUCAUCGCUGUGACUGGAGGUGGAGGUGCAGGCGGCAGCAGAGGGGAGCAGCUCCGCUUACAGCGCCUCCUGGAGGAUGUGUGGAGCUGCAUGGUGCUGGUGUUGGGGCAGGAUGAGCUGGCCAGUGUCAGGAAUGUGGAGAGGCUGAAGAGGGACUUGAGGUCCUGCUUCGGCUUAAUAGAUCAGCUGUUGGAGGGGAGUGAAGGUGGCAUUCUGGGUAACCUAACACACUGCGCUGAUUCCCUUCUGCCCCCUAACCCCACUCUUCUUCAGGAGGCCGUGGAUGGCUUCGCUCAGGCUGCGGACAGUGAAUUUGGCUGCCUCAUCGUCCACGGGCGGGUCGCUGCGGCAACUGAGAAGUGGUGGCGCCUGGCACCGCAGGAAGUGGUGCUGCUCUCUGCCCUGAUGCGCUCCCUCUCUGCCUCCGGGUCCACCUCUUGUGAUUACCCAGUUUUCCUUCCUCAGGGCAGCCCCACCGUGGCCCACCGCCUGCUCCGCUUCCAGCUGCUCCCCGGGGCAGAUGUGUGCGUGCUGUGUGGCCCGACUCCUACCCUGCACAGAGCUGAGAGCGGGCUGGUGGUUCGGUUCUGGACGCCCCUGGUGGAGACCCUCAGGGAUUGCCUGGCUGUUGGAGAGCGCUGCUUACCAGGAUCGGUCUCGCUGCGCCCUGAUGUGCUGGCACUUCUCCUCAUCAACCGUGAGACCCGUCGCUCAGUCUCCUGCGUGCGGACUAAUCAUCUGCUUGGUGACCCUGAAGUACCGUCCAAGGCCCGCUGCUGGGAGCUACUGAGGCUCUUCUACAUCUUCAGCACGACACGCUACUUCUCCCAGGAGGAGACUCUGUGUGUGUCCCCAGAGGAGACGGCUCAGAGAGGCGCCGCCGAAGACUUUGUCCUCGGAUUCUCCCACCAGCCGCUGCAGUGCUACCUCGUUACAGAAGAGUGCAAAAGCUUCGGACUUCAGACGCCACAGCACCAGCUCUACCUGCUCAUCCCGCUGUCAGUGCCCACCUUCGCACUGCGUACGGUGGCCACGCAGACUCUUUCUGAUAUAGUUACAGCCACUGGGUUUUAACUGAAACAACUUACUUUGUUGUAACAGCUUAAGUUUCAGUAAACACACAACCUUUAACCUGUUAAUAUAUUCAUUCACACGUGAAUAGCUAUUCAUGCAUGAUAAUUACAUGACGACUAACAUAAAAUAAUCCAUCUUUUGGACUUAUAAUGAUUAACUGACCACUGGUAAGAGAUGUACAAUGCAAAAGGGUUUCACUGUUAAUGGUCUCACCAGGUAUUCUUACUAAACUACUAAUUUAAUGCUGAUGAAAAUAUGAAAACAACGUCCUACCAACGUGAACUGCUUUGAGCUUUGUUUUCCAUUCAAGAAGAAGAUAAAUCACUGUUGUCCAACCUCACUGUUUCUCUCACAGCCACGAAUGCUGCUUAGAUUUACUGAACAUUAUCACCACGACUGCACCGUAUUCCAACAUUUAAGAGAAUCAUGUGAAACUGUAACACUGGGAUGAAUAAGUGCCUGCUGUUUGUUGCUCUGACAUGUGGAAUCGUUUUGCUUCAGUAAUGUUGACAUUAUUUAUUUGUUUGUGCUG